Molecule: messenger RNA, 2504 nt
Organism: Hemibagrus wyckioides
Lineage: Eukaryota; Metazoa; Chordata; Actinopteri; Siluriformes; Bagridae
Gene: prr5l
Product: proline rich 5 like
Exons: 9
Coding region: 257-1252 (331 amino acids)
Biological process (GO): TORC2 signaling
Cellular component (GO): TORC2 complex
Source: RefSeq, a predicted model, not a curated record
ACACACACACACACACUCACUGCUGGUUCAAAGCUCACUUCAUCGCCUUCUAAGCAGUAGUCUUUUAGUUUUAUUGCUGUGUGCUUAAUAUUAAUACUUCGACACACAUUGCAUGCUCUAAGAAAGGAGUGUUUCAGAAACCCUGAGGAAACUUUAUACAGGCUGCGACUCGUUCCAGAGAGGAAGUACAAAUUGACUUGAGCUCAUUUGCACUAGAAUUCUCCUGUUACCUGGUGGCCUUCACUUUGAGUAUAUAAUGGGAUCUUUUCGCCGUCCUCGCUUUAUGAGCUCACCAGUGCUGUCAGACCUGGCCCGCUUUCACGCCAGUUCACCAUCUCUACAACUCUCCAAUGCAAGUAUCUGGAAUAGUGUCCAAUCUGCGGUCAUCAAAGUAUUCCAAGGAGGAGGGCUACAGACCAAUGAGCUGUACAGCCUGAAUGAAAGCAUCAGGUGGCUUCAAAGGACAGAACUGGGCUCCUUCAUCACAGAAUACUUUCAGGAUCAGCUCUUGAACAAAGGACUGGCACAUAUAUUGGAGAAAAUUCAGCUUCAUGAUGAAAACUGUCUCCAUGCUCUGUCUGAGAUGUGGGGAACAUUUUUCACAGAGAUCCUGCCAACUCUUCAAGCCAUAUUCUAUCCUGUGCAGGGUCAGGAGCUGACUGUGAGACAGAUGGCUCUGCUGGGUUUUAGGGACCAGGUCUUGUUGAAGCUUUCUCUAGAGAACAUGCUACAUACCACAUCAUAUCCUUCUGCCAUAGUACAGAUGCUGCUCAUAUUGCAGGGCAUUCAUGAGCCUAGUGGGCCUAGUAAAGAAUACUAUCUUCUUGAGCGACUAGUGAAUAUGGUGAUUUCACCUUACCUGAGUAACUACCUCCACAAGAGCCACAGAGACUCCUCUUCAGGGUGUCAUUUGGAAAACUCCAGUCUGGAGACUGCACCUCACUUUGGCCAGCCGGAGAUCACCAUCACACACUUUGCUACAGAAUCGUUGCUGACGCCUCUCAUGGAGCAGGAAGGCGAGGCCUAUCUGGAGAGGGUUGGUGGAAUACGGCGCCACACAGUCGCCAACGUUCAUUCAGACAUCCACUUUCUCUCCAUGACAAACAGAACUGAUGGUGGUGAUAAUGGGCAGGUGACAAAAGUAAAGAGAACUGCUUCUCCCAAGCCUUUCUCCCGGCCACUGGUCAUCCUGGACUCUCAUUUGACUAUGACAAAACCACAAAUAUGCCAGAACAGUGCUGAGACGAGCUGAAAACUGUUUGAUGGAUUAUGGAGUAUUGCAUUUGAGCAAAAAACGAUACUGUAUACAGAUACAGACUCAGUGUGAGCACUAAGACGCAGUGCUUGACAAAAGUCUACACAUUGCAGAAUGGACAAUUAAGAAUCAUUACCCCCCCACCACCACCACCAAAAAAAAAACUGUUGUUAUUUCAGGUAUUUAUAUUAAUCACAUUAGUGGAGCCUUUGGGAUUAUCACAGCAGUUAAAGUGCAGAAUGGGCCGAUUUGACUACUUAAAGUAUUCAGCAGCAUUCCACGUCCUCCUAAUCAGCCAGAGGGGCUAUACACGAUCUGUCAAAUUGAUUAUAUCAAUGACUGUGUACUGUUUUUCUGGCCAUCAAUUUACAUAAAUAGUCAUUUAUCACAUGUACACAACUGUGUCUUGUACAAAAUUUUUUUUACCAGUGUUGGAAAAGUACAAGAACAGCUUUAAUGCUCAUUUAGAAACAACAUUAUUAUUCGGUUGAAUGUUUAAAGCAUGAGAAUGAGGAGUUCCUAUAAAUAGCUGAGUCGUGUCCUGUGCUGCGCUCUAAGAGAGGCAUGCUCUUUUUCUGCUGUAGAAGUGGCAAAGCUAUGUGGAAUUUCAGCUCUGCUGAGCUAACACUGUUUACACAGAUGCAGUAUUAGGCAAAAUCUUCCUGAGCUUUCAGCUGUUUGGGAUUAUUGACCCGACUACACUGUGUGACACUUAAUUGUUUUGAGCCAUUUUAGUAUGUAUUGUACACUUUGUUUGUAGUGGAGUUGCUGAUGUUCUGGUCUACAGAGUAAUGUAUUGCAUGGAAUAUUUUAAUUCUAAUUUCAAUUUGAACAAUAUUGUCUUAAUCAAUGUGCAGUGUGGGACACAUUUGUAGUAAUAAAGUGUUAGUUCUCUGUUCUUGGUUAGUCACUAUAUUUCUUUUGAUGCAGUCGUGACUGCAUGUCUGAUGUUCGUGUUUCCUAUCCAGUGGGACACUCACGUGUAGGCUUGUUUCCUUCAGGACUAAAAUCAAGUCUUAAUCAAUGUAGUCUUCCUAGAAUAGAAAAGCAGUUAAGGAGCUUUUGUGGCCUUAUUUGAAUGCUGAUCCUUGCAGAGAAAUGGGGGAGUGUUGUGUGGGAGUGUUGCAGAGUGUGACCCUGCUAAGCAAAGUUGAGGGUUAUACUUAAGAAGACUUUGACCAUGGAUACGUUCUGUGUAUUAAAUAUAGGGAAGUUUUAUUUUUUACUUAUCUUAUGCCAUUCAUAAACG